UGCAGCCGAACCUCAAUAAGAUCCGAAGCUGAGUGCCGAUGAUGAAGUCCUUCGUAUUGGGUGAGGUCAGACCUCCAACCGACGAAGAUUUUGAAUACUUCAAAUGGGUGGCCGUGGAUCAAAGCCAAUGGAAAAAGCACCAUGGAAAGAAGCAUGUUUGCGUGUAUACCCGAUCCACUGAGGUGUCUAAUUUCAAAAUGAUCAAAGUUACAGCUGAAAUUUCAGACUUAUCAGCAGAUGUAUUGUACGAUACUUUGCAUGAUCCAGACUAUCGAGCCAUCUGGGACAAGACUAUGAGAGAGAGCUCUGAAAUCUGCACAGUUGCUCAUAACAGCCGGAUUGAAUAUCAUGCAACAGUUAAAGCCCCAUUUGCGUUUGCGAACCGGGAUUUUGUUUUGAAUCGAGUCUGGAGGAUAAACGGGAACGAGUACAUAAUCUUUAACCGAUCCGUCUUUCACAAGAAAAUGCCCCCCAGGAAAGAAUAUAUUCGUGCCUUGACAUAUCUGACAGGGUACCUUAUUGUGAAAACCGGUCCUAACACGUGCAAUUUCGUAUACGUAACACAAAAUGACCCGCGAGGUGAUAUUCCAGUUUGGGCCAUUAAUCUUGGAACCAAAUCGCUGGUCCCGGGGCUGAUGAAAGCUUUGCAUCAAGCCGCCCUCAGAUAUCCUGCAUGGAAGGAACAACAUGAACCCCACUUCAAGCCGUGGCGCUUUGCUGAACAACACGACAAUAAUUGUCCGCUGUUGGACAUGAAUGAUAUCCUCAAUCAACCAGACUUACCCAAGACACGAAUCGACGAAACCAACGUUAACGAGAGCGCUGCGUUACAUGAGGUGGAAGACGAGGACUUAUCAGAUAGUGAAUGACAUCCUGAGUGUUAAUUUGAAAACGACCAACCAUCUACUCUGAUCCAUUUUUUACUUCUUACUUCAACUCUUAUGAUUCAAAUUUUCUUACUUUUUCUGAACUAAAUUUCAUGAAUGCGUUUUGAAGCACAGCUUUUAAUAUUUGUGUAUACACAGUUUCUUGUUUUUAUAUUUUUUCAGCUUAUUCCGACUGAGUUUCUUUCGCAAAUAAUUUGAAACUGCAAUCACGUUGCCUGAAACUUUUACUCGGCGUUUAAAGGCUUUUGUAAAUACUCGAUCGCCUUUUUUGAAUGUCCCUAAUAUGUCUUUCAAUGUCGCGACCAUCUGCUUGUACCACUUUUAAGAUGCUGACCGAUGUACUCCGUUCUGUGUGUCCUAUUUUAUCACAAACCGUGUGUGCACGUUCAAAUGACGCAACUACAUGAAGUGAUUCAAGUGCAUGUUUUUCAUUGGGCUUAUUUGCUCUGCGAGCCGG
Molecule: messenger RNA, 1344 nt
Organism: Dicrocoelium dendriticum
Lineage: Eukaryota; Metazoa; Platyhelminthes; Trematoda; Plagiorchiida; Dicrocoeliidae
Source: the annotation of a GenBank genome assembly